Molecule: messenger RNA, 324 nt
Organism: Colletotrichum tamarilloi
Lineage: Eukaryota; Fungi; Ascomycota; Sordariomycetes; Glomerellales; Glomerellaceae
Exons: 1
Coding region: 1-324 (107 amino acids)
Source: RefSeq, a predicted model, not a curated record
AUGAAGGGCAUAUUCAAGGCCCUGGCCACGGCGGUGCUCGCCACGGCCUCGCUGGCCCAGGAGUCGGCCCCGCCCUCGGCCCCGGCUUCGGCGUCCGCCGGGUCACCGCAGCCGUCUUCGGGCGCGCUCCCCGCCGUAGCGCCCAUCCGGCUCCGCCUCAACCCGGCCAACGUCCGGAACCUCGUCGACUCGGACUUCAUCACCUGGACGAUCCCCGGCUCCUCCAAAGCUAACAUUACGGUCGCCAACAUCACUGAGAGCGACGUCACCUUCACCCUCGCCGCGGGCAACGGCUCUGAGCUGGCGGGCAACUACUACAAGUAA